UAUCGCGGCUCUCCUACAGCAGAAGCUUGAGUUGGUCGUCAUAAAACAAUAUUUUGCUGGUGACUGAUUUAGUCCAUCGAAUAAUACAAUUCCUAGAUGUCAGGUUUCAAUACGCGUGAUACGCUAGGACUGGCACAGCCAAAACAUCGUCCUAGAAACCUGUUCGAUGGGUUUUCUAAUCGUAAUGUGGCUCAGAAGAAAACACGGCAACCACCGCAGGCUUCAAGGGUAUCGAAGUCAGUCGCAGGAUCUUCCGCCGGCAUAAGUGUUCUAGAGCAGUACCAAUAUCUUCAGCUGCAACAUGACACAUUGAUUGAAAAGUACACCACAUUAAAACGUAAUCAUCAGGCUCUUGAGGAACAUCACACUCAUCUGAAGGUGGAAAACAGUGAUCUUAAGAAAGCAUACGAAGAGCUACAGGAUAAUUAUCAAAAUUUGCUGGACUCGCAGAAAAGUUUCAACACAGGCAAACUGCUGGUGUACUUGAAAUUGAAACGUCGGACUGAUAAGGAAACACUCGAAAAACGCAAUAUUAUUCAGAAUGAAGCCUGCUUCAAUACCUAUUUGGAAACAGUAAUAAUGCACGAUGCACCACGAAUUCCCAAGAUCAUCGUCGAGUGCGUAACGAUCGUAGAAUCAAACGAAAAGUUCAUGAAGUCAUGUGGGUUGUACAGGGUAUCCGGGAAUCACAAUACGAUACAAAACUUGCGAUACGACAUCAAUGCAGACAACUACAAAAAGUUACGGAAGCAGAAAACCCCGCACGAAGUGUGUGGAAUUUUGAAAUUGUUUUUAAGGGAACUCAAACAACCUCUAGUGUCGCUGGAACAACUGCGCCAAGUGAUCCCAGGUCCAUCGGAUAUGAUACACAACAGAGUCUUGAAAGUGUUGGAACUUGUCAACUCGCUAGAUGAACUACGGGCAAAUACGCUACGUUUUCUGAUGAAGCAUUUGAAAAGGGUGGCCGACAUUGAGGAUAACGAAAUGGACACGAUGAGUUUGGGCAUUCUAAUGAGUUCCUGCAUAUUCAAUGAAACGCUGAGUGAUGUGUGCGCAGAGCGAUUCGAGGCGACAAGUGCGGUGCCCAGAGAAUGUGUUAUCACUAUGAUUGAGUGCUACGAGAACAUAUUUGAGAAAUAA
This is a messenger RNA of Malaya genurostris, 1140 nucleotides long. Its product is annotated as WW domain-containing protein tag-325-like. The coding region runs from base 97 to 1140 and encodes 347 amino acids. Gene Ontology annotation, cellular component: cytoplasm. The record is from RefSeq and is a predicted model, not a curated record. Lineage: Eukaryota; Metazoa; Arthropoda; Insecta; Diptera; Culicidae. Gene Ontology annotation, biological process: signal transduction; regulation of GTPase activity. The transcript has 6 exons.